CAUUACAGGAAUCGUUAGGGAAUUCAGUAUUCCGAGAUCUAGAACGUCAAGAGUGCCGAGAAUACCAAACUUCAGGCACUACCUCUCACCACGGACAACGCAGUGGCCGACAGCCUUCACUUAACGAUCGAAGAGGAGGGGGGGAUUAGUGUUUAGCGUCCGUCGACAACGAAGUCAUUACUGUCAACGAUUGUGAGCAGUGCCGUUUCCGUAAAGUUGUCAGUACUAAUAGACAGGUAACACUGCGUGAAACAACCGCAGAAAUCCAUGUGGGACGUACGACGAACGUGUCCAUUAGGACACUGCGGCGAAUUUUGGCGUUAAUGGGCUAUGGCAGUAGACGAUCGAUGCGAGUGCCUUUGCUAACAGUACAUUGCCUGCAGCGCCUCCCAGGGAGUCAUGACUACAUCGGUUGGACAGUGGACGGCUGUAAAACCGUCGCCUUGUCAGGUGCAAUCAGCCUCUCCCAGCCAGUAGCCGAGAUAGAGGGAAAUUAUUUCGGCAGCCCUUCUUGCGUGUCAGUUUUAGGAUGCUGCGGUGGUCUAGAACUGACUGCCUACAUAUCACAAGGUGGACUACACGGCCACAUAACUUUUCGGAGGUAUCAUGCAGACAACAGAAAAAUUCAUGUCCACACAUCACUCCAGACUGUCAAUGAAGUUUCCAAAUGGUCUUGGAGAAUACAAAAAUUUCCAGUUUAUUAUAGUACACUACAGGAUCGGUGCAAUGAUGAGAAACUUGGGCCAGUGUUGUUGAAUCUAGAUGACACUAUUGGACUUCUCGAAUUUCCUGUGAAAAACACCAGUGAUUUACUGAUACCCACAGAUUUGAUAUCAUUAACUGGUGAAAAAGGCUUAUGGGGCCGAUCUCUGUUGAUCUUUGAAGAGGGCUAUAGAAUCCAUGCUGCUUGUGGUACAAUUAGUGUUUCAGAUCAAACAGAUGAAAAACUGGCUGAAGCAAAAUUCUAUUCUCCAAUUGCUGGGUCUGUUUUCAUGCGGUGGAUUGGAAGCCUACAUUCUGAUUCCAUAGAUGCACUCAUUCACACCAAUCUUUACUGGGUAACUAAAGAGAAAGGAAGUCCAGAAAAAGAUACAAAACAUCACUGGAAGAUCUAUGCAACAGAUAUUUUAGAUGCAGAAGCAGGAAAGACAAGAAGCAACUGCAACUUUCUUCAGUUUGUGUUUAAUCCUGCAUCUGCAAAAGAAGGACAAACUGUUGGUGACAUUGAUAAACGGUUGGGUAAAGUGCAGAUUUCAGGCAGUCCAGACUCCAAUGUUAUAAACACCUACCAUGACUCAGAGUUAACAUCUGUACCAUUUGACUUAACAACAGGGCAACGGAGCCUGUACAUUGUAAUAUUUGACUCAAAACACCCAGACAGUUUUUUAGCAUGUGCAAGAAUUAGACAAAUAACUCCUUACACACAGAAGGUUAUCAUGCAGUCUGAAGGAGUAUCUGGAGAAGUGACAUUCAGCCAGCGCUCACCAUUUGACCCGACAUGGCUACAUUUUAAUUUAUCAUCAUACAAUGAUAAAUUUCUUGGGAGGCCUUUCCAUCUGACAAAGUACAGGAUACAUGAACUGCCACCUCCAUCCUUUUUUGCUGAAAAAAGUGGCAAUAGAUGUUUUCAAACAGGCAAUGUGUACAAUCCGACUGAUAUCAAUCCAGAUGAUGGUUCUGCAAGCCAGGAUACAUAUGGUGUUGGAGAUCUUAGUGGAAAACAUAAUAUGUGGCGUGAAGAACAAACCUUUUCUGAUUUGAAUGGCAGGUACUGGGAUAUUUAUCUACCACUUCAAGGUCCAUACAGUGUUGCCCACAGAUCCUUAGUGCUUUACAAGGACACUAAAAAUGAGAGCAAUCCUAAUGAAAUAAUUUCAUUGCCAUGGAUAUGUGGGACACUCUCCCAUUACCAGGAGGGAAAGAACAAAUGGAAAGAGCCAAUGUUUACUGCUGCAGUUAUCUACAGGUAUCCAAUUGUAGGUCGUAUUGUCUUCCGUCAGCCAAAAGACAAACCUUGGGCUGAUACUACAGUGAUAGUGGAAUAUUUAAUACAUGCAGAUGGAACAUCACAAAAUAAUACUGAGGAACAUCGCUGGAUGGUGCAUGAUUUGCCACCUGGAAAAGAUUUCUAUAACUGGACUGGUCGCUGCUUGAGUGCUGGUCACGUAUACAAUCCAUUUGAGGUGAAUCUUCAAUCAAAAAAUUCUGAAUCACCAUGCACAUUAGAGAAAUCUGGCUAUUGUCGAGUAGGUGAACUAUCAAUACGUCAUGGCACACUAAGCAUUGCUGGACGCAAAUCUGAAAGUAAUAAAUUAACACGCCGUCUGUAUACUGACACUCAUCUUCCUCUUUCUGGACCUGGAAGUAUACUUGGAAGGUCUCUAGUAAUUUAUGAUGACCAUGGGCCAAAAGCUAGAGGAGAACGUCUUGCAUGUUCACCGAUAACAGCAGUUUACAGGCGCAAAGCUGUUGUGAAAGAUUGGUUUGGCAAUGGUUUGUUGCCAUCUAUAAAAGGAAAACUAGAAUACUUCCAGCAAACUGAGUAUGAUAUCACCGACAUUGAGGCAAAUAUUGAAGGACUUGAAGACACAAAUGGUUUUCAUAUUCAUGUUGUACCUGUUGAUCCAAGUCUAGAAUUUCCAUGUGAAGCUUCAUCUUUGUAUGAUUACUAUAAUCCAUACAAUGUAAGUCUUCAUCUCUCUCCUGCACCUGCAACUGGAACAACAGACCAGUACCAGAUGGGAGAUUUAAGUGGAAAAUUUGGAACACUGGAUGGAUUAACAAGUCUCAACUCAGCGUUCAAUGACACACAUCUCCCACUCUUUGGUCCAUACAGUAUCAUAGGAAGAUCAGUUGUUAUCCAUAAAAAGAACAAAAACCACAGGUGGGCAUGUUCAUCAAUUGAACGUGGCUAUUCCCCUUCAGAAGCUCGAGAACUAAGAGCCAUUGCAUCAUUUCACCAUCCCUUGGGAUUUGCAUAUGGUUAUAUCAGAAUGACCCAACUGAUAUAUAAUGAUGGCAGCAAAAGUGACACAGUGAUCGAGGUGAAUCUGAGACAUCCUGGAAAAAAUGAUAGGAAUGUUACAAGGAAUCACAACUGGGCAAUAUAUGUAAACCCUGUGGGUGUGGAUGCUUCGGUUAAAGUUCUUAACACUAGAUGUGUAGCGGGAGGAUAUAUGUGGAAUCCAUAUUAUACCCAGCUUGCCGAUCCUUUGAAUGAAGAGCUGUACCGUCAAGAGUGUGGUCCUGACAACCCAUUACGUUGCUAUGUAGGUGAUAUUUCAGGACGCUUGGGUACAAUAGAUUUAGGCGAUAAAAGAAAAGUUUUUUCUGAUGUCAACUUUCCACUAGAAGGUGAUGUAUCAGCCAUAGGAAGAUCAAUUGUAAUUAUGAACAAGGAUCGUGGCUCAGAAAGAUUUGCAUGUGCAAAUAUAGAACCAGAUAAGGACAUCAUAAAAUAUGCCAACAUACAAAAACCACCAAAAUUUGUUUUGGCACAGUUCAUUGAGGAUGUUCGAGAAGUAAUGGGAGUUCCAGAAUGGAUGUUAAAUGUAGAUAGUCGUAGGACUAAAAUACUGCACUCAGGUGCAUGCAUUCAGUUUCUACUUCACUUUAAAGGUCCUAUUGCAAAUCAAUUAGAGCAGGAUUUCAGCAGGCUUUUGGGCACUGGAAGACUCGCUGCACCUAGUCUUUACAUUCCUGGUUAUGUACCAAGUUCGAAAAGGAAAACACAGCUAUCAUACCGCCAAUGUGGAGCAAGUGACCCAUUAGAUAAAACAAGAUCAAAGAGCAGUGGGGUGACUCACAAGGAUACAAUAUGUAUUACUUUUCUACUUUUAUUUGUAUCAUUCAGUUUAUUUUAGCUUAUCAAUCAGACUGUUUUUAUUGGCUGUGUAUAUCUGAAAUUACUGUAUAUUAAUAUUUUAUUAACUGCUGGUGUAAAGGAAGACGAAAGCAAAUAGAACUAAGAGAAAUGAAGUGCUGUAAAAGAUAAAAGUAUGUACAGUACCCUUAUCAACUGUUUAUGUAUAAACAGUUGGCUUUGGCUAUAUGGCCAAGUGCAAAAUCAUCACACUACUUAAUGCAUUUCUUGUAUACAAUUAACUUAUAAAUUGCAGAAUAGAUGUGGAUAUUUAGUAAAUGUUGCACAUGCCUAUUGUAUAUCUGUUUUCUUAUAGCACCAACCAAAUAAGAACUUCAAAACAUCACUUCAUUAUUUAUUUUAAAAUACAAUAACAUUAGUGAAAAUCUCUGGAUAAAAAUUUGUAGAAAAACCAGACCUGUACUCACCUUGAAAUUGUAACUGUCAACCAAGACCAUAAUAUAGUUAUUAAAACUGAUUGGUUCUUCAGUUUUGAACUUAAUCAAUUGUUUUUCAACAUCAUAAGACAUAUUCUGAUGAUAUGGAAGGCUGUGAAGGAAGGUGUAGAACAUACACAGGUGCAUAUGAGCAACUGAGAUAAUUAAUGAGCUUUCACCUACAUAGUACUAACAACUGUGGGCAAAAACAACAGUCAUCUGCAUAGCUGCAUCAGUGCUGAGGCAUUAAAAAUAGUGACAUUUAAAAAUUCAUGGUAUGUGAUUGGUUGAGGUAGGCGCGUGAAGCUGGCAUGGCUAUCGGGAUUCUCUUAUGACAGCUUGACUAUAGUUUGUCAAAAUGCGCAUCUUGAAAGUGCAGAACUGUGCAGAUACCAUUUAAUCCACAAAAUAAAAUACACUGAAAUACUGGGGCUGUGCAGAACAUGUCAUGUACAGUGGUUGUAAUGUGUCAAAACAUGUUGUGUCCCUAGCAGCAAAUGGAAUGUAAAACUGAUUGACAUAAUCAUCAUCAAAUGACAUACAUAGUAAUACAUCAGUUUAAUUGGACAACUGUUGCAAACUCAUUUCACUCACUAUUCAUGAAUAUUUUGUUUAAAUUCUCUUUUUUAAUGACUGUGUAGCUAUUCUAUGGAACAUGGUAGAAUUUUGAUUUCUUUGAGUGUUGCAGUCCUUUUCCAAGCUGCUGUAUGAAAUACCUGUUAACAUUGAUACAUAUUAUGAUUUCUAUUGCACAUGUCUUCUAGUAGAACAAAUGUGAUAAAAAGUGCUCAGAUGUAUUCAAGUAUGUUCUGAAUCUAUUCCAAGAACUUGAAUUGCAUUUCUGUUGCAGCAAAUGUGUAACCAUUCAGUAACUUCUGCAUCUAUGUCUACUUAAAUACCCUGCAAUUCACAAUUAAGUGCCUGGCGUGCCUGUCGAGCCACCUCCAAGCUAUUUCUGUACUGUACCAC
Schistocerca serialis cubense is the source of this 5268-nucleotide messenger RNA. RefSeq lists its product as uncharacterized. NCBI's taxonomy places the organism in Eukaryota, Metazoa, Arthropoda, Insecta, Orthoptera, Acrididae. Gene Ontology annotation, biological process: superoxide metabolic process. Bases 324 to 3863 code for a protein of 1179 amino acids. The transcript is spliced from 20 exons. Gene Ontology annotation, molecular function: metal ion binding. The record is from RefSeq and is a predicted model, not a curated record.